CGCCGUCCCGCCGCCGCCCGCCGCUACUUCCGCGCCGCGCGGCGCCCGCCCUCGCCCAUCGCCCGCUCCACCGCGAUCUGUGAUCUGUGAUCUAGCGGGCACGGGUGUGCCCGCGGGUGACGGGCGCGGGCACAAGUUCUUGCCCGUGACGGGCGGCGGGCACGGGUGCCCGUUGCCAUCCAUAGUAGGCACCCGGUCCAGUCGCACCCGACCGCGCGGCCUCCCUCCCCUCCCCUCCUGCUUCCCCCCACCGUCCGACGCCGAGCCCGAUCCCGCCGGAGCCCGAUCCGCCCGCCUCGUGUCGGCCCGGCAUGUACCAGUGGCGCAAGUUCGAGUUCUUCGAGGAGAAGGCGGUCAGCCGCGGCGGCGGGGGGUCGUCGUCCGUCGCCGUGCCGGCCGAGAUCGCGGGCCGCGUCACCUGCUCCUCGGGCGGCCGCGGCCGCGUCGCGGUGGGGUGCGACGACGGCACCGUGGGCCUCCUCGACCGCGGGUUCCGACUCUCCUACGGCUUCCAGGCCCACGCCUCCUCCGUCCUCUUCCUCCAGCAGCUCAAGCAAAAAAAUGUUCUUGUCACGGUUGGAGAUGAUGAUCAGUCAUCUUCGCAAUCAUCGGCAAUAUGUCUCAAGGUUUUCGACCUUGAUAAAGUACAAGAAGAGGGAUCAAGUACAACAGCUCCUUUCUGUGUUCAAAUUCUGCGUGUCUUCACUGACCAGUUUCCUCAAGCAAAGAUUACAUCGUUUAUGGUUCUAGAAGAAGCACCACCUAUACUGUUGAUUGCCAUUGGACUGGACAAUGGUUUCAUUUAUUGCAUCAAAGGAGACAUCGCACGUGAGCGUAUUACACGCUUCAAGUUGCAGGUUGAGGCUGAUGGCAGCACUAGUUUGCCUAUCACUGGUCUUGGUUUCCGAGUUGAGGGGCAAGCACAUCAGCUUUUUGCUGUAACUCCUAGCUCUGUAUCCUUGUUCAGCUUGCAUGUUCAACCACCAAGGAGGCAAACACUUGAUCAGAUUGGUUGCCAGACCAAUGCUGUGGCAAUGAGUGACCGAAUGGAUCUGAUUAUUGGUAGACCUGAAGCUGUGUAUUUCUAUGAAGUCGAUGGUAGGGGUCCUUGCUGGGCAUUUGAUGGUGAGAAGAAGUUUGUAGGUUGGUUUCGAGGUUAUUUACUUUGCAUUAUUGAAGAUCAGAGGACUCAGAAGGGUACCCUUAAUGUUUAUGAUCUUAAGAAUCGGCUUAUUGCGCAUAGCAUGCCUGUGGGGGAUGUUUCGCACUUGGUCUGUGAGUGGGGUUAUAUUAUUCUUAUUAUGGCUGACAAAAAAAUUCUGUGCAUUGGAGAAAAAGACAUGGAAAGUAAGCUUGAUAUGUUGUUCAAGAAAAAUCUUUAUACAGUUGCAAUCAAUCUUGUACAAAGUCAGCAGGCAGAUCCUGCUUCAACUGCUGAGGUGCUGCGGAAGUAUGGUGACCAUCUGUAUGGGAAACAGGAAUAUGAUGAGGCUAUGUCCCAGUAUAUCCACACUAUUGGUCAUCUUGAACCAUCAUAUGUUAUACAGAAGUUCCUUGAUGCAAAGCGCAUCUACAACUUGACAAAUUAUUUAGAGAAGUUACAUGAUAGAGGGUUAGCAUCCAAAGACCACACCACCCUUCUGUUGAACUGCUAUACCAAAUUGAAAGAUGUGGAGAAACUUAACGAUUUCAUCAAAGAUGAAGAUGGGAUAGGUGAAAUCAAGUUUGAUGUGGAAACUGCCAUAAGAGUAUGCCGUGCUGCUGGAUAUCAUGAACAUGCUAUGUUUGUGGCAAAAAAGGCUGGGAGGCAUGAGUUGUACUUGAAGAUUUUACUUGAGGAUCUGGGUAGAUAUGAUGAGGCACUGCAAUAUAUAUCUAGCCUUGAGGCAAAUCAAGCAGGUCUUACUGUAAAAGAAUAUGGGAAAAUUCUUGUGGAACAUAGACCUGCUGAAACAGUUGAAAUACUGUUAAGGCUCUGCACAGAUGUUGGAGAUCCUACGACAAGAAGAGGUUCAAACAGCAUGCACUUGCUUAUGAUACCGUCGCCCAUGGAUUUCGUGAAUAUAUUUGUGCACAGCCCACAAUAUCUGAUGGAAUUUCUGGAAAAUUAUAUCAAAGCAGUCAAGGACUCGCCUGCGCAAACAGAAAUUCAUAACACCCUUCUAGAGCUUUAUAUUUCAAAUGAUUUGAGCUUCCCAUCUAUCUCACAAGAAAAUGGCUUUGACAAUCACAAUAACAAAGAGACAAAAGGUAAAGAAACUGCAAAUGGUUAUAAGUCAGGAACAAGGGAGAAAGCAAAUCUUGGAAAAGAAGAUACUAAAAUAGCAAAGAAUAUUGUUGAUAGGAGAAGGAAAGGGCUUGCAUUACUCAAGUCUGCUUGGACAUCUGAGAUGGAAGAUCCUUUGUAUGAUGUUGACCUUGCUCUUAUUCUUUGUAAUACACAUGCAUUCAAAGAUGGAUUGCUCUUUCUAUAUGAGAAACUAAAACUUUACAAAGAAGUUAUUAGUUGUUACAAGCAAGCUCAUGAUCAUCAAGGUUUAAUUGCAUGCUGCAAGAAGCUGGGGGACUCAUCUCAAGGAGGGGAUCCAUCUCUGUGGGGUGACCUGUUGAAGUAUUUUGGGGAGCUUGGGGAAGAUUGUUCUAAAGAAGUUAAAGAGGUCUUGACCUACAUUGAAAAGGAGGAUGUUGUGCCUCCCAUUGUUGUGCUACAGACACUAUCAAAAAACCCGUGCUUGACGCUCUCAGUUGUCAAGGAUUACAUUGCUCGCAAACUUGAGCAAGAAUCAAAGUUAAUUGAAGAUGACAGAAAAUCCAUUGACAAGUAUCAGGAGGAGACGGAAUUGAUGAAAAGGGAGAUUGAAGAUCUCAAGACAAACGCGAAAGUUUUCCAACUCAGCAAGUGUACUGCUUGUACUUUCACCCUUGAUCUUCCAGCUGUCCAUUUCAUGUGCAUGCAUUCAUUCCACCUCCGCUGCCUUGGGGACAAUGAAAAAGAAUGCCCGGAAUGUGCACCUGAAUAUAGAUCUGUUAUGGAGGCAAAGCAGAAGCUAGAACAAAACGCCAGGGACCAUGACCUGUUUUUCAGGCAGUUGAGGGGUUCGAAGGAUGGGUUUUCCGUGAUCGCAGACUAUUUUAGCAAGGGCAUAGUAAGCAAGACAACCGUACCGCCUGAGAACAGCCGAUAGGGAAGGACCACUUGUACUGCUUCGCCUUGUACAGCAAUUGUAUGGUGUUCUCUCCCUUUCUUCGACGAUUGAUGAUGUGCGAGUGCGCUCCUGCGUCCAUCAGUUAUAGCAGGUCGAGGUACAGAUAGCAAGUUUCCCUCAUGUACUGGGUCAUCCUAUCUUGCCUAUUUCAUCCAUGCUGUGAGUUUUUGUUGACAUGGCAUUGUAAAUACUCAGUGUCCGGCUGCCCAUUUUUCCGGGCAAAUGUUGCUUAGACCGUGCUGCACCUUCCUGCAUUGAGUUUUGAUGUGUUUAGUUUAUGCCCUCAUUGUUUGACAACAGAAGUAUCACACAGAUCAUGCUUUUGUAUGUUUCAGCAGAUAUCACGUCUGUUUGGUUUUUGCAACCUUAUGUAUCCAUGCCAGGGUUGCCCAUAGAUACUCCCUUGCAAUACAAGUUUUGUGAGAUUAAAUCUGUACCA
This is a messenger RNA of Setaria italica (foxtail millet), 3645 nucleotides long. Its product is annotated as vacuolar protein-sorting-associated protein 11 homolog. The transcript is spliced from 5 exons. Gene Ontology annotation, molecular function: protein binding; protein-macromolecule adaptor activity. Bases 312 to 3185 code for a protein of 957 amino acids. Gene Ontology annotation, biological process: vesicle-mediated transport; vacuole organization; intracellular protein transport. Lineage: Eukaryota; Viridiplantae; Streptophyta; Magnoliopsida; Poales; Poaceae. The record is from RefSeq and is a predicted model, not a curated record. Gene Ontology annotation, cellular component: endosome; HOPS complex.